Cicer arietinum (chickpea) is the source of this 627-nucleotide messenger RNA. RefSeq names its product large ribosomal subunit protein eL43. Gene Ontology annotation, molecular function: structural constituent of ribosome. Gene Ontology annotation, cellular component: ribosome. The record is from RefSeq and is a predicted model, not a curated record. Gene Ontology annotation, biological process: translation. Lineage: Eukaryota; Viridiplantae; Streptophyta; Magnoliopsida; Fabales; Fabaceae.
UGAAAACUCGUUAGGCCCAUACCCAUGGUUCAGCCUUAUAAGCCACUUUCAUCAGAAAACCCUUAACCCUUGGAAUCGAUUUUGCAGCCGCGCCCCAAUCUCGUUUCUCACUUCUUCCCUCCGAGCCACCCAAAAUGACUAAGAGAACCAAGAAGGCCGGUAUUGUUGGCAAAUACGGCACACGAUAUGGUGCCAGUUUAAGGAAGCAGAUUAAGAAGAUGGAAGUCAGUCAGCACAGUAAAUUCUUCUGCGAGUUCUGUGGAAAGUAUGCUGUUAAGAGGAAGGCUGUUGGUAUCUGGGGCUGCAAAGAUUGUGGAAAGGUGAAAGCUGGUGGUGCAUACACAUUGAAUACUGCCAGUGCUGUAACUGUGCGAAGCACCAUCCGAAGGCUGAGGGAGCAGACCGAGAGUUAGACAACCAGUUUACAUUAUUCUCAUUUUGUUUUCUAAGUCAUUGCAGAAACUUUUGUACUUUUUAAAUAUUAUUAUAUUUGAUUUGGUUGAUAGUUGACGGAGAACAGAAUUUUGCCAGGUUUUUGUCAAGUGUAUCAGUGAUGCUUCUUUAGAUUAUUGAAUGCUAUCUAAUUUUGUGGUUUUGCUUCAAACAGUGAUUGGAUUGGUUUGUCUU